Messenger RNA from Cladocopium goreaui, 1090 nucleotides. NCBI's taxonomy places the organism in Eukaryota, Dinophyceae, Suessiales, Symbiodiniaceae. The record is from the annotation of a GenBank genome assembly.
AUGAAAGCUUCCAGGGAGGCUGCAGCUGAGGGUGAGGGUGGUGAUCAGGCUGUUGAUUCAUCAGGGGAUGAGGGUUCAGAGAAGCCCCGAAAAUCAAAGAAGAAGCCAACCAAAGAAGCCAGAAAGGCUACUACUCCAUCAGGGUCACCUUGGAAUUACAAUUCAAUUCGAUUGUCUUUCAUUCAUGCCGCCAGAAAAGAGAAAGGGUUGAAUUUCAAAGCGGCCAAAGAACUCUGGGAUCACAGCCAAGAAAAGAGAGAUUUUUUGGCUCCCAUCUCGCUUGCUGAACUUAAGCGCCGCAAGUUUGUGGCGAAAUCUUGCGCUCACAUGCUUGGAGCAGCUAUCGACGUGGACAUCAACCCCCGAGUCUUUGACCUCACCACUCCGGGUGGAUUUGUGAGCCCCGCUGACUUUGAACGAAAUUCUACGAUGCAAACCUGGCUCUAUGGUUCUACUCGCACCCUGCUGCAAAUCGUUUUCCAGAAUGUGUGGUCUGGAAGGUUUUGGAUGGGCCGCUUCAAAAGUUUAAGCCCAAAGCCCCAUGUCAUGUAUUCAAAUGACAAGGAGAUGAUCUUGCUCCUCUGUCGGAAAGCCGGGUAUAUGUCAAGGGAAGAGGCCCAACAAUGCCCUGUGCGGACAAGUAAGACAUACCUAGAUUCACGUGGCCAAAAAAGAUCUGUGGGUCGCAAAAAGGAACUUCGUGAAUCGCAGUUCUACACCCCUGAGUUUGGACAAUUCGUGCUAGAGAUGGUGCAGUCUCGAGCUGGGGAACCUCUUCCUGGCCCUCCGAAUCCCCCAACUUUGGAUGCAACUAUGACCGACCUUGAGCUCUUCCGUCACCAUUGUAUGGAUUUGGGGGACCAAUGGCCAGAGGCGAAGCUGAUGGAUGCAGUCCUUUACCUUGCGCGCUGCAAACACAUGCAGAUCCCGCAUGGAUGGGACCGGGUGCUCCAUGAUUUGGGGCUGAGAUCCAUGAAUGUGUGAUUCCGUCACACUAUCACUGGAAAUUUCGCUGCUCUGUAGUUGCCAAAAGGGCCACAAAAGUGUUCUGAACAAACCGAUGCCGCACGGUGGGGUCGUGUGAGCAAAA